GGCGGAGCUGUGACUGUGAAGCCGCACCCAGAGAGGAAAGAGAGGAAAAAGGGCAGGAGGGAGGAGAAAUUACCCCCCGAUAGAGGAGAGAGAGAGGGCAAGGGAGCCGCUGCGAGGCAAGAGAGCAUCGAACCGAGAGAGGAAAGGAGGAAAAAGGGGCAACACGGACGCGCCGCGGCGGAGAAAAACAGCGAAACCUCCAUCCGUCACAAUAACAAGCGGCGCAGAGUGAGUGAGAGACAGUGACAGAGAGAUAGAGAGAGAGAGUGAGGAGCUGCUGCUGCUCUGCUCCACUCACACAUCACAUCAGGAUGAUCGCCCUGUUCAACAAGCUGCUGGACUGGUUUAAGGCUCUCUUCUGGAAGGAGGAGAUGGAGCUGACCCUGGUGGGCCUGCAGUAUUCCGGGAAAACAACGUUUGUCAACGUGAUCGCGUCGGGCCAGUUCAGUGAGGAUAUGAUUCCUACUGUUGGCUUCAACAUGCGGAAGAUCACCAAAGGAAACGUCACCAUCAAGCUGUGGGAUAUUGGUGGUCAGCCCCGAUUCCGCAGUAUGUGGGAGAGGUACUGCAGGGGCGUCAGCGCUAUAGUGUAUAUGGUUGAUGCCGCAGAUCCAGAGAAGAUUGAAGCCUCUAAGAAUGAACUGCACAACUUGUUAGACAAGCCGCAGCUGCAGGGCAUUCCUGUUUUGGUUUUGGGCAAUAAGAGAGACCUGCCGGGGUCGCUGGACGAGAAGGAGCUCAUUGAGAGGAUGAAUCUGUCAGCCAUUCAGGACCGAGAGAUCUGCUGCUACUCCAUCUCCUGUAAGGAGAAGGACAACAUCGAUAUCACACUACAGUGGCUGAUCCAGCACUCCAGAAUCAGGCGGAGCUGAGAGGAGAGCGGCUGAUUGGAGGAACAGAACCAUGACAUCACCUCCUGUAGCUUCAGUCAGAGAUCCAGGAGUGUUCAGCGGCUCUGCUUCAGAUUAAGGCCGUGAUCACUUAUCGAUCUGUUGAUGAUUAUCGAUAACGGCCGUGAAAUUGAUGAGUAGAAUUUUUUUACUUUCCGUUUUGCAAGCGUGAGCGUUCCACGCUCCGAUCCGCGCUCUGAAACUCCAGCCCUGGUUUUACCUCAUUUUAACACAGUGAGUGGUCCUGAGAGGGAGUCGCCGCGCGGCUACACGGAGAAAACGGCACCAGAAACAGUAUUUUUCACUCGUAUUCGGGGUCUAGACUUUCGAUCUGGUGUGCUUUUUUAUUAAACACACACAAAGAAAAGUCCAUCGAGCAGUAGUGACCUUAAAGUGAUCAGUUUUUUAAAGGCGUGGACUUUUAAAAACGACAGACUCUGAGCUGAAGCUCUGCAGCAGCACCGUGAGUGUGGAGGCUCUGCUUCAGCUCAGAGCUUUAAAAGGAGUGAAAAACAUUCGCAACAACCACCUGAAAGACGGCUUUACGGUACGCGUCCACUUACUACACGGCCACAUGCUGUUCACUUCGGUUGAGAGCUCAGAUUAUAGGAAAGUUGCGUGCGGAAGUCCGGAGAGGCCAUGAGGUAGAUGUCAUUUUCUAGAUUGUUAUCUUGAGAUAACGAGUUAAUU
Molecule: messenger RNA, 1580 nt
Organism: Colossoma macropomum (tambaqui)
Lineage: Eukaryota; Metazoa; Chordata; Actinopteri; Characiformes; Serrasalmidae
Gene: arl8a
Product: ADP-ribosylation factor-like 8A
Exons: 8
Coding region: 312-872 (186 amino acids)
Biological process (GO): protein transport; anterograde axonal transport
Cellular component (GO): lysosomal membrane
Molecular function (GO): GTPase activity; GTP binding
Source: RefSeq, a predicted model, not a curated record